AUGGCCUCCGCUGGCGCUGAUGAGUCGAGCAACGUCAUGACGAGCGGCGGCUCCACCUACCGCCACGACGACCGCACGGGCUCUGAGUCCGGCGGUGCCGGCAGCCGUCCGUCGCCCCAGCACAAGAGUCCACGCGGCCCCGGCGAUCUCCUCUUCGGACGCGUCCCGUUCGUCGCCGCCGGCUCUGCAGGUCCGUCCUCUCCUCAACACCAUCACCAACGCUACACUAGGCAGCACUACAAUCCGGCAACGACAUGGAAGCCCCAGCCUGUUGUUGAGAGCCCGGUGUUCAAGAACACAACGGUGGUAAAUAUGAUGAGGCGCAUGAACUACGAGGUCGGGUCCGGCUCUGGCCUCGGCAAGCACGGCCAGGGCAUCACAUCUCCUGUGAAGGUGGUGAAGCGGCCAGAGAGCGCUGGUUUCGGCACGGUCGGCGCCGAGGGAGAAGGAUCAUACGAUAACGGACUUCCCAACAAGGUCCCGGAAACCUUGCCGACCAAAUGGGGAGCUGACCAGUGCGCGGAUGAAAUCUCUCAAGCGGUCUACAACGACUGGGAGAUGGGCGACGCCGACGGAUCGCGGAAGCAAGGCCGGGAGUUCUGCCAGAAAAUACUCGCUGAAGUGCGGGAGCUGCAAGAUGGUGUCCUGGACGACGGCGAGCAUAUGGUGGUGGACGCGGCGGAGGAGAUCAUCGAGGUCGUGACACUGGUGCACCAGAAAAGUGAAUCGGGAGAGUUGACGGCGGGCCACCUCAUCUUGGUGUUCACAAGGCUGAAGGAAAAGUUCCCGGAGGAGUACCAGACGUACUGCCUCGCGAACACGGCGGGCGUGCUCGUGGCGCGGCUCAUUGGCCCGGUGCUCCAAAGGUGGCAGCCUCUUUGGGACCCGGCCAUGUGGCUGGACGUGUUCGUCGUCCUAAGGAACACACUGGACGAUGGGUCGGCCAUGUCGCCGUACGUGGAGCUCGUCGAAGACACGGUGGUUCCGGCUGUCCAGGCCUUGGAGUGGAAGACCACGGACUCCGAGCGGAUGCGCCGCUUCCUGGCGCAGUGGAAGGACACACUGCCUCCUUCCGCCGUGCAGCGCAUCCUCGUAGAGGUCGUCAUGCCGGAGCUGACCGCCGAAGUGGAGUCAUGGGACCCGCGGGAUGCCUGGCAGGCCGACUGCUGUCACCUCCUGCUUCGCCAGUGGAUGCCGCUCGCCGGUCCACUGCUGGAGAGCCUAUGCGUCACCGUGAGACGCAAGCUUGAGAGGGCGCUGCGGGAAUGGGACGACGCCGGCCACGCCUUGCUCUCCAAGUCCAACCUUAACCUGGUGGCGCCCUGGAAGGCCCUGUUCGGCCGGGCGAGCUGGGAGGAGUUCGUCGACGGGAUCGGCGUCGUGCGGCACCUGGAACAGCGCCUGCGGAGCCUCCGGAUCACGCCGCCGAAGCAGAAUGACGACGCGUUCUUGGAGGUGAUCAUGAAGUGGGCGCCGCUCGUGCGGGCGGAGGACAUGGCGCGGCUCCUGGAGGCCGAGUUCUUCGGCAGGUGGCGGCACGCGCUCCGUCACUGGCUGCUGGCCGCGAAACCCGCCACCAGAGAGGCCGUCGAGUGGUGCAACGGGUGGGGGCGCGCCUUCACGCCGGAGCUGCGCGAGGAUGAGCGCGUGCAUGCCCGCCUCGAGGCUGGCAUAGACAUGAUCAACAGUGCGGCGCAGGGGCUGGAGAUUUAG
Messenger RNA from Aegilops tauschii subsp. strangulata, 1713 nucleotides. NCBI's taxonomy places the organism in Eukaryota, Viridiplantae, Streptophyta, Magnoliopsida, Poales, Poaceae. The record is from RefSeq and is a predicted model, not a curated record.